GUUUGACUCUGUAAAUCUAAGUGAAUCAGAGUCUCAGUUGCUCUGUUGGUUCAAACAUUUUGUUUUUAUCACCGAGGUCUGAAGUUCCCUGGAAGCUGUCGGUAGCAUCCACGUCUCCUGAGACUCUUUAGGACCCCAUGUGUGUGUCAGUGACUGUGUGUGUCAGUGAGUCUGUGUGUCAAUGUCUGUGUCAGUGAGUGUGUGUGUCAGUCUGUGUCAGUGAGUGUGUGUGUCAUUGUGUGUCAGUGUGUGUCAGUGUGUGUCAGUGUCUGUGUCAGUGAAUGUGUGUGUCAGUGAGUGUGUGUGUCAGUCUGUGUCAGUGAGUGUGUGUGUCACUGUGUGUCAGUCUGUUUCAGUGAGUGUGUGUGAUCUCAGGCCUCGGAUGAACACAUCUGGACUGACAUGGCCGUGAAUCUGAGUAAGAAUGGCGCUGCGCUCAUGGACGCCUACAAAGAGGUCGUGGACGGCAGGUCGGACACAAACUGGGCACUGUUUACUUAUGAAGGAAACAGUAAUGAUAUUCGUCUGGCACAGAAAGGAGACGGAGGUUUGGAGGAGAUGGUGGAGGAGCUGAGCAGCGGGAAGGUGAUGUACGCUUUCUGUCGGGUUCAAGACCCCAACUCAGGUCUGCCCAAAUACGUCCUCAUAAACUGGACAGGUGAAGGUGUGAAGGACUCCAGGAAAGGUCUCUGUGCCAAUCAUGUCAGCUCGAUGGCCAACUUCCUGAAGGGAGCUCACGUGACGGUGAACGCUCGAGGAGACGAUGACGUGGAACCAGAGAGCAUUCUGGGUAAAGUGGCCAAAGCAUCUGGAUGCAGUUUCAACUUCCACAAGCAGACACAAGAAUACAGGGACGCCCCCCGAGGACCCGUGGGAUCUGUGUAUCGAAAAGUCAACGCUGUGGAAGAAAUCCAACAAACCAACAAGGACGACUUCUGGUCCAAAGCUCAGAGGGAUGAAGAAGUCCGUCGUCAGGAGGAGAGCGUCAGGGCGGAGCAGGAGAGAGAGACGGUGGAGAGGGAGAGGAGGGAGACGGAGGAGAAACAUGCGAGGGAGAGGCAGAAGAGGACGAGGGAGAGAGCUCAGCUGAUUGAACAGAAUAAACUUUACCAGAAGCAGAGGGACGAGGACGAGGACGAGGACGAGGAGAGACAGAGACAAAACCAGCAGGAAAACGAAAGCACGAAGACGGGAAUCAAGUCUGCUGCGUCGGUGCAGAAAGCGAAUGAGGCCAAGUCUCUGAUUUCUCAGAGAGCGUUUAAUCCCAGAGACGUCUUUAAGCAGAGGGAGCAGAGCUUGGAGGGCAGCGACAGGUGGUCUCCUGCAGGAUCCAGACCAGGGAAGCUGCAGAGUCCAUUCUUUGCUCAGAAAUCCUUCGAGAGAGAAACCCUGGAGCGGCCCGGGUCUCCACCCGCCCCAGCAGCAGUCCGGGUCCUCCCCAUGACCCCCCUGUCUCCCUUCACACCUGCCUCACCUGAGCUGUCUCACUCACCUGUUCCACCUGCAGGCGCUGCGUACACGGAGGAGGAGGAGUGGUCGGAUGAGUUUGAUGACGAUACAGACGACGCUCCUUCAGGACUCGCUCCGGCUCAGGACGAUCUGUAUGAGGCGCCGCAGCCCGUCGUUACAGAAGACGAUCUGCAUGAGGCGCCGCAGCCCGUCGUUACAGAAGACGAUCUGUAUGAGGCGCCGCAACCCGUCGUUACAGAAGACGAUCUCUAUGAAAAUAUUUACCACAACACGCCAUCAGCUGAAGAAACGAAUGUGGAGGCUGGAGGACAAGACAUCCGAGCCAGAGCUGUUUAUGACUACCAGGCUGUGGACGACACUGAGAUAACCUUUGACCCUGAUGACAUCAUAACGGGGAUAGAGAUGGUGGACGAGGGUUGGUGGCGAGGAUUCGGACCAGACGGAAACUACGGCAUGUUCCCCGCCAACUACGUGGAGCUGAUCUAGAAAACGUCCUCUUUGGUAUCAGACAGGAAACGGGUUGAAUAAACUUAAUUCAUCUUUAUUAGUCUAACUCAAGGUUUGUUGUUUCUGAGUUCUGUAAACAAUCACAAUAAACAUGUUUUCAUUCUUCACAUCCA
Messenger RNA from Labrus mixtus (cuckoo wrasse), 2090 nucleotides. Its product is annotated as drebrin-like protein B. Gene Ontology annotation, molecular function: actin filament binding. Gene Ontology annotation, cellular component: lamellipodium; site of polarized growth; dendrite. Lineage: Eukaryota; Metazoa; Chordata; Actinopteri; Labriformes; Labridae. The coding region runs from base 403 to 1956 and encodes 517 amino acids. The record is from RefSeq and is a predicted model, not a curated record. Gene Ontology annotation, biological process: positive regulation of axon extension; regulation of actin filament polymerization; postsynaptic actin cytoskeleton organization. The transcript is spliced from 15 exons.